Oryzias latipes (Japanese medaka) is the source of this 3936-nucleotide messenger RNA. NCBI's taxonomy places the organism in Eukaryota, Metazoa, Chordata, Actinopteri, Beloniformes, Adrianichthyidae. The record is from RefSeq and is a predicted model, not a curated record.
UAUUUUUGAAAACUUCCCGGAAGUUGCCACGAGUGACGCAGACUGACGCAGGUCAAAGCAUCACAACAUUCAGCUGCUGCUUUGUCCCGAAGUCGGAAAGCGUCGCACCGUUUUCGACGAAGUGUGUAUGAAACCAGGCAAUGUCCACCAUGGUUUAUCCUCAUGAAGAAGCUCUGGAGCGACUGAGCCAGGAUGAGAUCGUCCUCAACACCAAAGCAGUCAUGCAGGGCCUGGAGACGCUGCGCAGUGAGCACACCCAGCUCCUGAACUCGCUGCUGGACUGCUCUCAGCCGCCUGUUGCCCAGGAGAAGUCCGGCUUGCUCCGGAAGAGUUUGGAAGACAUCGAGCUGGGUUUAGGAGAGGCACAAGUCAUCAUCGCCCUCUCAGGCCACCUGAGUGCAGUGGAGUCCGAGAAGCAGAAGCUGCGAGCUCAGGUGCGCCGCCUCUGCCAGGAGAACCAGUGGCUGCGGGACGAGCUUGCAGCAACGCAGCACAAACUGCACUGCAGCGAGCAGAGUGUGGCACAGCUGGAGGAGGAGAAGAAACACCUGGAGUUCAUGAACCAGAUCAAAAAGUUUGACGACGACGCCUCUCCAGCAGAGGAGAAAAACCAGAGCUGCGGAGACGGAGCGGGGGCUGGAGAAGCUUCAAAGGACAGUCUGGACGACCUGUUUCCCAAUGAUGACGACCAGGGACCAGCUCAGCCCAGUGGGGAUGUGGCGGCCCAACACGCGGGCUACGAGAUCCCAGUGCGCCUCAGGACGCUGCACAACCUGGUGAUUCAGUACGCCUCUCAGGGCCGCUACGAGGUCGCUGUGCCGCUUUGCAAGCAAGCCCUGGAGGACCUGGAAAAGUCGUCUGGACACGACCACCCUGACGUGGCUACCAUGCUGAACAUCCUGGCUUUGGUGUACAGGGACCAAAACAAAUAUAAAGAAGCUGCUCACCUUCUGAAUGAUGCCCUGGCCAUCAGAGAGAAGACUCUAGGAAAAGACCACCCAGCUGUGGCUGCAACCCUCAACAACCUGGCUGUGUUGUAUGGCAAAAGGGGCAAAUAUAAGGAGGCGGAACCCCUUUGCAAGAGGGCGCUGGAGAUCAGAGUAAAAGUGCUGGGGAAGUUGCACCCAGAUGUGGCCAAGCAGCUAAACAACCUGGCCUUGCUGUGUCAGAACCAGGGCAAGUACGAUGAGGUGGAGUACUACUACACUCAAGCUCUGGAGAUCUACGUGUCCCAGCUGGGACCCGACGAUCCAAAUGUUGCCAAAACCAAAAAUAACCUGGCGACGUGCUACCUGAAGCAGGGUAAAUUUAAAGAUGCAGAAGUCCUUUAUAAGGAAAUCCUGACCAGAGCGCAUGAGAAGGAGUUUGGAUCUGUAAAUAAUGACAACAAACCAAUCUGGAUGCACGCAGAGGAGAGGGAAGAAAGCAAGGGUCUCCGCAAGGACUCAGGUCCGUAUGUCGAGUAUGGGAGCUGGUAUAAAGCCUGCAAGGUAGACAGUCCAACAGUGAACACAACCCUCAAAAGCCUCGCAGCGUUGUACCGUCGUCAGGGCAAACUGGAGGCAGCGGAAACUCUGGAGGAGUGUGCCAGCAGGUCACGCAAGCAGGGCAUUGAUGCCAUCAACCAGAGUAAAGUGGUGGAGCUGCUCAAAGAUGGAGUGGGUGGAGGGAGUGACAGACGACACAGCCGGGAUGGCGUUGGUGGGUUGGUGGGACAGCGGAGGGAUGGAGAGGGUGACGACUCUGCUGAGUGGAACGGGGAAGGUAACGGCUCUCUGCGCCGCAGUGGCUCAUUUGGGAAGAUCCGCGACGCCCUGAGAAGAAGCAGUGAAAUGCUAGUGAAGAAGCUGCAGGGCAGCGGACCCCAAGAACCCCGAAACCCAGGAAUGAAGAGAGCCAGCUCGCUGAAUUUCCUCAACAAGAGUGCUGAAGAAACCACACAGGAUGUCAACUCCGGCCUCUCGGACCGCCGGGAAUUCAGCGCAAGCAAUGUGGACCUCACCAGACGCAGCUCUCUGAUUGGCUAGAGAGGUGGGAGGCAAGUGCACCAAUGAAGAGGGACCAUUUGCACGUCAGCUCAGUCAUUCACCACAGCAGCAUAUGUUAACUGUUUUCUUUAAAACAAAAGAAAGAAUAUUAGCACACUUAUGUCAUGUUGCUUUGUCAUGCAAACGUCUGCCAUCAGUCUGUACUAUUAGGAUUCUCACACUUAUAAGCAUGCUGCUUCCUACAAAGUGGAAUGUCUGUGCCACACCCAAACGCCUCGCCAUCUCAAAUCAGCACCAAAGGAAUUGUUUAGGGGAGCUUCUUUGGUGGGCUCAAAGUGCGCCACCGUCAGUUCAGACAGACGCACUGCACUUUAUGUAUUUCACACAGAACAUGAUUUUUCUGCUGAAAGAAAGAAUCCAAGAACGCACACCACCGAUGGAUGCAAACAAGGUACGACCUGGCCGGUGGGAAAAGAUUUAUCUGGAAUUAAAAGAAAGAUUAACUGAAACCAUUUCAACCUCACCCUUUUGCCUUUUUUGUUUUUAAUGUACAAACUGUUUUAAUGUAAGUCUCUGUAUGUUUUGUGCACUUUUAUUGUUGUUCAUUUUUUCUUUUGUGGACAUCACAUCAGGCGAAAGAGCCUCCUAACUGGAAAAUCCACACUUAUCUGAACAGGGUAGACUGAAAAUGAAAAACGAGAUAGAUUUAAAAUAACAUGGGGGUUAGUUGUAUUUGAGUAGUAAUGGAGUCUAAAGUGUAUUUAUGCUCUUUGAAUAUGUGUCCGUGUUUUUUGUAUGGCAGCUGGAGCACUCAUUUGUAAAGGUUUAAAUCUGAACUCCGCUGCAGAGGAACAUGGGAUCUUACUUUAAACAUGUGAUUUGCAAUCAUUCCAGCAGGAUAAUCAUGGCCUUCAAACGGGCAGUGAUUCCACAUUUAACACUUAGUUUUUCUUUAUUCUGUUUUGUAGUAAACGUAAUAUAAAAAUAAAUUGUAUUAUUUCUUUUUUAAUCAAUGAUGCAAGAGGAGCUCGGUGUCAAUCAAACCCUUCAAAAUCUGGCCCAUUAUCCUCAAACACAUUCAUUGUGUUGCUGUUUCCUGUUUUGGCUCUGAGCUUUUAUUUUGAAGGUUCCCAAGAACUGCUGAAUGUUACUUUGAUGUUGUUUACACUUUGAUUGUGUUCUUGAUGCAGGAGAGAAACACCUAUCAAACACGAGUGCUUAUAAACAAACAAGCAAAUGCGAAUGCUGUGUGAAUGUAAAGGUUAUCCUAAACUAAAAUAAUCUGGUGCAGUGACAUCACACUUAUCCUCCAGUUCUUAUAAUGCAAAAAAUAUAUAUAAUCUUGAGUAUUCUUAAAUGAGAGCUUUUCUCUUAGAUGUUAUCACUAGUGAUUUAAGAAACUCCAAACCCUGAGUUUCUCUCUAAAUAAUCAGCUCCAGAUUGUUCUGCUUUGCUGCUCUUCAUUUGGAGGGGAACACCAAAGGAAGUGGUUAAUGAAGGUGUUUGAAAUGUCAUGAGGGGAAAGUGCUUUACAAUUUCACAGCAAAUAUUGUAAAGACUCACAUUUUGUAGGUGGAGGACUGGACUGGAGGAUGACGGAAAAUGCUGAUCACAUUGGUGUCAACACUAAAAAGUCUCUGACACUCUGGCCUGCAGCCUUGGUCAUUUUGAGCACUCAAAGAAAUAGUCCAGAAUUUUGUUUUUCUUAGAAAAGACUGGUGUAAAUAUUUCUCUUCAGUGACUGUUGCUGAAAGAAACUGUUCCAAAGCUUUAGUUUGUUUCCUUUUAUGUGCUUUUAGUCUUGAUAUUUAUGCUGUCAGAUGACAUUUCCCUGGCAGAUUUGUAGGCAUGAAGGUCGCUUUCGUGUGGAAGAACUCUAUAAAAAAUGGUAAUCUAACCUGUAUUUUACUCUGUGUCCAAUAAAGAUAAAUUCCACUUUUUAAACGUC